Messenger RNA from Cloeon dipterum, 2485 nucleotides. RefSeq names its product escl (gene escl). Gene Ontology annotation, cellular component: ESC/E(Z) complex. Lineage: Eukaryota; Metazoa; Arthropoda; Insecta; Ephemeroptera; Baetidae. Gene Ontology annotation, molecular function: protein binding; nucleosome binding. The transcript has 5 exons. The record is from RefSeq and is a predicted model, not a curated record. Gene Ontology annotation, biological process: negative regulation of transcription by RNA polymerase II; heterochromatin formation. The coding region runs from base 99 to 1421 and encodes 440 amino acids.
CCAAAACAACGCUAAAAUCUGAUCCGUCUGCCGCCUUUUCUUGACAAAUUUUUCGACUGCCUUUGUUGUCAACAAUAAAAUCACUUUGAUUUUACACGAUGUCGCCCGGAACUUUGUGGACGAACAAGAACAAGAAUGGGAAGGCGCCGUCCGAAACGAAUACUGAAGACUCCGGCGAUGAAAACACAAACGAAGCCGAUGAUACUUCGAGCAUCGGCAGUGCAUCGACGACGGACAACACGUCGUCCCGCAGCGAGACGCCAGUGCAGCGCGGCGUGAAGCGCAAAGGUCGCGCGAGCAACCGUCGGAAGGCGUCCAAGGCCGUCAGCAAGCCGCUGUACAAGUUCACGUGCUACGCCAAGGAGGACCACGGACAGCCGCUGUUCGGCGUGCAGUUCAACCACCACCUUAAGGACGGCCAGCCCGUCGUGUUCGCCUGCGUCGGCUCCAACCGGGUGUCCAUCUAUGAGUGUCCCGACGAGGGCGGCAUCAAGCUGCUGCAGUGCUAUGCCGACACCGAUGCCUACGAAAAUUAUUACACAUGCGCGUGGACAGUGGACGAGGACAGCGGCCGACCCUUGCUGGCUGUUGCAGGCUCCAGGGGCAUUAUACGGCUUUUCAGUCCGUCCCAAUCGGCCUGCAUCCGACACUACAUCGGCCACGGACACGCCAUCAACGAGCUGAAAUUUCAUCCGCAGGACCCAAAUCUGUUGCUCUCCGUGUCCAAGGACCACGCGUUGCGUCUUUGGAAUAUAAAGACUGACAUCUGCCUCGCCAUUUUUGGAGGAGUUGAAGGGCAUCGAGAUGAAGUUUUAAGUGCUGACUUUGACUUGCGAGGCGAACGCGUGAUGUCCUGCGGCAUGGACCACUCGCUGAAGCUGUGGUGCCUGAACAAACCGCACAUAAAGGAGGCGAUAAAAGAGUCGUACUCGUUCCGCAGCGGCACUCGGCCCUUUAAUUCGUUAAAAGAACACUUUCCUGACUUCUCCACCAGAGAUAUUCACCGCAACUACGUCGACUGCGUGCGUUGGUUUGGAGACUUUGUUCUCUCCAAGUCGUGCGAAAACUGCAUCGUCUGCUGGCAGCCCGGACGGCUUGGCAAGCCACUGCGACCGAAUGAUUCGGCUGUCACAGUGCUCCACCGCUUUGACUACAAAGAGUGUGAAAUUUGGUUCGUCCGCUUCUCCAUGGACCAGCGGCAGACGACCCUGGCGCUGGGCAACCAGGUGGGCCGGACCUACGUGUGGCAGUUCGAUCAGGCGGACGAGCCGGGCCAAGCGCGCUGUCACCAGUUGCAGCAUCCGAAAUGCACAACCGCGAUUCGCCAGACGAGCCUGAGCCGCGACGGACAGGUGCUGGUGUGCGUGUGCGACGACGGCUCCGUUUGGCGCUGGGACAGGUGCAACCUGACCGCCUCCUAGGACGAGGAUGAUGGGGAUGAUGACGAAGAUGACGACGACGACGACUGCAGCUUGGGAGUCGCAGGCGCCGCAGCUAACACAGACUUGCGCUUCUCCCCCGGACCCUCGGGCACGAGCAGCAAGAACGGUCGGAAGUGAACCAGAAUGUUAUCUGUGAAGUAUGGGAUUGAUUAGUGACUGGUUAAUCUAGUUGUAGAGUGUAAUAGAAUAAGAUUCCAUUUGACUCUGUCGUAAUUUAAUUUUUUAAUUUUCUCGGUUUCGUAAUUCAAGCCUUGAAUUUAUGGUAUUUAUAUUAGAAGCGCAUACCAACGACUUCAGUCUCAAGUUUGUAGUGUUUAGCGAUGGUGUCUGUGUUCCACCGAGCUGGAUCGUCUUGGUGGUCGGUGAUGAACUUGAUGGCCUGCUUGAAGGUGACUUUGCCCGCGGCGACCUGACUAGGUUCCUCAAAUCCGAACUCGGGCUUGGGGAUGGGUUUCCGUUGCAAGGGCAACGGCCUCAAUGGAUUAGCCUCCUGUUUAAUUUGGAGUUCAGGGUCGUGCGAGAUGACAAACACUUUUUUCAGUCUCUCGUCCAGGUCACUCGAUUUUCUCGACUGUUCCGCAAGAAUUUCUGGAUGGUCUGACAAAGAAUGAUCUUUUUAUUAAUGCUGCUGUACGAUAUUUAUUUAUCCUUACCUGCGGCGAGCCGCUCGAGUUCCCUUUCAGUCGCAGGGUAUCGUGGAGCCGGUUGCGGUUUGUCCCGCGAAAUGACCUUGUGAGCUCUGUUUUCUAUGUUGAUGUUGCGAAUUUCUUUGGUUAAGAAGUGGAAAACACGACUGCUCGCUUGCCCCAUUUUUGAAACAGUUCUGUUCGGCGAAUUAAAUUAAAUUCUGCCCGAACUUCUGACCUCGGACACCACGACACAAAAAAUAACCAUAUGAAAUUUCCAAAUAAAGACAGCAGCGCCAAUGUACUUUUAGCAGUACUAAAUUUUCAGUUUGGACUGAAUCGGUGAUUAUUAGAUUAGUCGCAUUGUAGGGAUAGAAUAAUUGAAUAAAUGAUACGAAUUUGCUUUUUCAUCUCCAA